Macrosteles quadrilineatus (aster leafhopper) is the source of this 5755-nucleotide messenger RNA. RefSeq names its product aminopeptidase N-like. Gene Ontology annotation, molecular function: peptide binding; metalloaminopeptidase activity; zinc ion binding. The record is from RefSeq and is a predicted model, not a curated record. Lineage: Eukaryota; Metazoa; Arthropoda; Insecta; Hemiptera; Cicadellidae. Bases 124 to 2913 code for a protein of 929 amino acids. The transcript has 18 exons. Gene Ontology annotation, cellular component: cytoplasm. Gene Ontology annotation, biological process: proteolysis; peptide catabolic process.
GUUUGUAACAAAAACAAAAUAACAUAAUAUAAUAUUACGUUUACGUGUAGCUGUAGCAUAACCAAACAAAUUAUAUCUUGAAUAUAUUGUUUAAAUUGGUGCUCGUGUUAUACUGGAUUCAAUAUGAGUAGUUCCCUCGAAGUAGAGCCUGAAGAUGAAUUUAUGCUAGCACAAACUUCUGAAGGUCAGCCUAUCCCAGAGUUUAGGUUGCCCGAAGACAUAAUUCCACUUCACUACGAUUUGGAUAUAGUAACCUUCCUAGGACACCCUACUGAUUCACUCUUCCUUUUCAAGGGAAAUGCUGUGAUUAAGAUAAAGUGCCUUAAACCAAAAAAUACCAUCAAAAUCCACGCUCAAGAUCUUGAAAUAGACAACGGCAAAACAUCUAUCAGAACAGAGUCAAGAGUCGAUUCAACGCAAGUGGUUGUAACUAGCUCAACCUUGGACACGGUGAAUGACUUUUAUAUUAUCACAACUGAAAGCCCCUUGGAAGUGGAAAAGGAGUACUAUAUUGACCUUAGUUUUGAGGCUACAUUGAAAGACGAUCUUGUAGGUUAUUACCGUUCAAGCUAUGUCGACAGAUCUUCUGGCUCGGUGAAGUAUCUUGCGGUCACCCAUUUUGAGCCCAGUGAUGCCAGGAGAGCAUUUCCUUGUUUUGACGAACCUUUACUGAAAGCAACCUUCCACAUUAGAUUGGGGCAUCAUCAGGACCUCAAGGCACUUAGUAACAUGCCGCUGAAAUCAACAAAUCCUUUAGAAAACUUCAGAGAUGAAAAAAUCACAAAUUUUGUUUGGAGCGAGUUUGAGACUACUCCACUCAUGUCCACUUACCUCGUUGCAUUCAUGGUUAGUGAAUUUGAAGUAAACGAAGUUGUUCAAAAUCCAAAGGACACCACGUUCAGAGUCUGGGCCCGGAAAGAUGCGAUUGAUCAAAGUGCUUUUCCAGCUUUGGUCGGUCCAAAAUUUCUUAAGUUUUAUGAAAUAUUUUUUGGGAAGGAGUAUUCUCUUCCAAAGCAAGAUCUUUUGGCAAUACCAGACUUCAAGAUAGGAGCAAUGGAGAACUGGGGAAUGAUAACCUUCAGGGAGUCUUCCCUAUUGCUGGAUGAAAAGACUGCAUCAAGUAUUAUGAGGCUGUACAUAGCCUCGAUCAUUGCCCAUGAGAUAGCCCACAUGUGGUUCGGCAAUCUGGUGACAAUGCGAUGGUGGACGGACCUCUGGCUCAAGGAAGGGUUCGCCACCUACAUGGCAGGGUUGGCCGUUGACUAUAUAUUCCCUGAGUGGAAUUCAUUGGACGCCGAGGCGCUUUCAGAUUUGCUCAGAGUCUUUCACCUAGACUCUUUGAAAACUUCUCAUCCAGUGUCGGUAGUGAUAAAUCAUCCGAAAGAAAUCAGUAAUAUUUUUGACGCAAUAUCAUAUGACAAAGGAUCAUUUCUUCUGCGCAUGAUAAGUCUCUUCUUAGGAGAGGAAGUUUUCCGGGCUGGAAUAAGCGCAUAUCUGCUGAAAUAUCAGUUUUCAAAUGCCGAAAAAGAUGAUUUGUGGGAGUCACUAACAGAACAAGCUCACAGAUUCUCAGUUUUGCCCAAAGACCUGACAGUGAAGAAAAUCAUGGAUACGUGGACAUUACAAACUGGCUAUCCUGUCAUAACUGUACAACGACAGUAUGAACAACAGAACGUCACCAUCACUCAGACUCAAUACUACGCAAACAAGUCUGAUAUCGACUUCGACCAAAAGGCAAAGUGGUGGGUUCCUUUGAGUUUCUCCACAGAAAAGGAGCACAAUUUCAAGGACAAUCGACCAGCAGAAUGGUUUCCCAGAGGUCACAAGCAAUUUUCAUUUCACUUAAAAGCUGAAAAAAAUGAAUGGGUCAUCUUCAACAACAGAGCAGCAGGACUGUAUAAAACAAAUUACGACCAACACAACUGGGACCUCCUCAUUGCUGCUCUUAACUCACCCAAGUUCGACGAUAUCGAUGUGAUGAACCGAGCCUUACUGAUCAUUGAUGUCAUGGACUUUGCCAAUUGUGGGAUUCUCGACUUUAAGAUCGCUUUCUCACUCAUCACCUACACCGAGAGAGAAACGGCUUUCAUCCCUUGGAACGCAGCUUUGACGAAACUGGAGCUAAUCAAAUCAAAACUAAUUCGCACACCCAUUUAUGGUGAUUUCAAGAACUUCAUGCGGCGUCUUUUGAAGUCAGUGGUAUCAAAUCUAAACCCGAUGGAAGAAACAACUGACUUUGAGAAAGGUCGUUUAAUAAGCCUUAUUACUGGAUGGGCGUGUCCUCUCAAUGUCGGCAAAUGUGGUGAUCUGGCUAUGGAACUCUUCAACAGCUGGUUCAAGGGACAAGACUCAGAUCAUAACCCGAUUCCUAAGGACAUCAGACAAGUUGUGUACAGUCACGCAGUUCAGUCAGGAGGCGAGGAAGUUUGGAACUUCUUGUGGGAGAAAUACAAGAAUGCGAAUGUCGUUGCUGAGAAGAAUAAUAUAUUGAAAGCUCUUACCAACACCAAGGAAGUAUGGCUGCUUGAGAGGUUUUUGGAGUGGACCUUGGAUGGCGAAUCGGGGGUCAGAAAACAAGAUGCUUUUAUAAUCUUCAGGUUAAUCGCUGCCAAAGAUGUGGGAUUCUACGUUGCCCAAAAGUUCUUCUUUAGGAACAUCGAGCGAGUGUCACAGUAUUUUGGAGCCACAUCAGAACUCAUUAAGCAUUAUUUCACAGCUGUUGCUGAUCAAAUAACAGACCCAGAAGGAUACACAGAGCUCAAGGAGUUUGCUGAGAAGAACCAGACAUUGUUGGCUCCAGCCAGCAUCGCUGUGGAACAAGCGUUAGAGACAGUUCAGUUAAACAUCCUCUGGAUGAAACAACACUUCUCCGACUUGUCCACCAUCUUGAAAGAUUUGUCUCAUCAUCCUUAAAAGGUUUAAAAACUGAGUACCUUAUGGUAUAUACCAUAAUGGUAUACUUAAUGGUAUACCUAGACUGAUAUACAUUAUUUUUAUCUUUAUUUAUUAUCAUUAUCAAUUGAGAUGGGGACGCCACCUAGGUGUGUAUUUUAACCCAAAUAUGAGUAAAAGAUGAGUGUAGAAUAAAAUAAGAUGAUCUGUGUAACUUUGUUACUGACUAAGAUCAGCUGUUUUAUCAGCCAGGAUCACUUAUUUUUGCCCAAUGAUCAGGGACAGCUGGGUCCUGUUUCAAACCAUCAUAAAGCCACUGGCUUUUAUUUUAUUUUAUUUGACAAUGCUACAAAACAGCACAUGCCAAUUACAUUGUAACAUUAAGCAUGCAAAAAGAAUGUUUACAGGAGUCAUACAAUAUAGAAAAAAAAAAAAUAUAACAAGGGAAACAUGUCCGUCUUCUAUUGUGACAGUCUUGUAACAGUUUCACUUGGAAAUAUAAAUAUAAUAGUUGGCUUUUCUCAGGAUCGAUCCAGUAACCUUUUGAUUGUAACACAAGCACUAUAACCACUCAGCUACCCAGCCCUAUAACCGUAUAGAUGCGGUUUAGAGCCCCCGACUAACCAAGUUUGGGUUGACUGAGCCACUGUCACAUGUACACAGUAUCAACACGUUAGGGAUGGAGGAGAUAGAUUUUUAGUUCGAGACGAGACGGGAUAUUUGAUUUCUCAUAAAAUUUCAAGACAAGAUCGAGACGGAUUUUCCUUCUCACACAUAUCGGGAAAUGCACGUUGGCCAUUUUUACCUGAUUUUGUAACAUUGUUAAAUAUCUACUGAUUUAUGACAGAUGACUGGUAAAAUACAAAAUGAUAAUACAGUAGACUCCCUCUUAUCCAGACUCCUCGGGACCAAGGCCAGUCCAAUAAUGGGUUUUCCGGUUAAACGGAUGUCCCCAAAAACUCAUUAAAACGGACCAUUUAAUGCAUGCUUAACCCAAAUAUUUGACUUAAAUUUAGGAGAGCAUUGUGUUUAUACACGUAAUAAACAAAUCUUUCCCACGAGAACAGUCGUUUCAGUACCUGCUGACCAAGUCCGGUUAAAUUGAUGUGCUGAUAAAAAUUGUCCGGUUAAAGAGAUGACAUUUACCCCGAGUGUAGUCCGGUUAAACCAAUGUCCGGUUAAAGGUGUCCGGAUAAGAGGGAGUCUACGGUAAUAUGCAAGAAUAUUUGAAAUCUUUCAAUAAAAAACAUCAGUAUAAUAAAACAAAUAUUAUUUAGGACUACCUAAUAACUAUUACGCAUAGGUAACAUGGUGAUAUCAGUUAGGAUAUACAGGGUGAUUGAAAAGUCUGGGUACGGCUUAAUUUUUUAAAAUAUAAUGCAGAUUGAGCUACAAUACUUGGUACAAAGUUACAGGGCAUAAAACUCUAUUUUAACACGUAUUCAGUGAUCCAAUAACUCUUCAGGGGGACGGCCCACAAGGAGUCGGAAGAAAAUCUUAAAUGGAAGCAUAGGUCAAUAUGCACAUCAAAUAAAAGGUCUUUUUUAGUAGAAUACAAUGCCGCAAACCGCACUUCAAAAGGUUGAUCCUGCUCAAAAUGACAGUUGUUCAAAAAGAACAUAAUAAUAAUACAAAGCAAAGGAAACACAACAACAACACGCUCCUGUAUUGCAGGUAUUGCAUUGAAUUUCUGCAGGCGUUUUUAACAGUGUUUUUUUUGUUUUUGAAAUCUCGUCUUGAACAAAUUUUGGUCAAAAUCAAAUCUCGUCACGUAGAACAAGAUUUUAAAUUUCUCUAAAAUUUCCCGAACUUUCGAGACCAGUCCAUCCCUACAACACAUACUUUCUCCCCUUUUUUAGCCUGUCAACAACCCUUAUAACGGGUAAGCGGUGGAAGUAACUAUGAUAUUUUAUGGGAAAAAUAAAAUAUACAAUAAAUUUUUAACUGUUAAUCUUUACAGUAAUGGAGUUUGCACUGUUUUUAGUGGCCAUUGCAAACUGAAAUUUUUAUCAAAAUUGUUUGAGGCGUUAUAGAGAAAAUCUGAAUUUUCUGUUGUUUAAUGGGAAAAUCACCAAUAAAAAUCAAAAUUUAAAAAUGGAAUAAUGCCUGGAAAACCAUCGAUUAUCACCAUCAUCAAAAUCCGACCACAGGUGUGGUCUGUAGCUACUCAUCUACACACACAAGCAUUGAAAACAACUUUUUUGUGUUCAGGAGGACAUAUACUUCUUACCAAAACUCCAACUUGAAAAUGUUGACAGAAAAAACACUUUCUCCAUAUACUAUGUACAGGGGGAGAAAGUAAAAGGUUAAUUUUGCUUAGCAAACAAAAGUCACAUUGGUUUUUAAUCACCAAUACUAAUCUGGAGUUUGCUAUAAAUUUGAAAUGUCACCCAAAGAAAAGAUUAAAGAUUUGAAACUGGAAAGUGAAAUAAGAUUUACAAACUAUGUGUAAGCAAAGAACUUAAAAAAAGUUUGAUACUGUAACCAGUUUAAAAUAAUCUAUUGUAGCACUAACAGUAUGUAAUAGAUACAUUUUUUACAUCAGUGGGUACCUGGGUAUUAUUAUUUUUAUUACUAUACUAUACUAUUGUUAUUACAUAUUAUUAUUUUACUAUCCUAUUUUCGAUAUUUUCAGAGUUUGUGAUUAUCUAAGGUACACUCAGUUCACACUACUGUAUUUUGUAUCCAGUUGAUUUAUAAUGGAAGACUGAAGACAUAUUUUGUAUUGAGUGUUGAAUACUCUACAAUGAAAGUAAUUUUUUGUUUUGUAAACUUGAUUUUCUGUAUGGAUGUUUAUUUAAGUUAAAAUGGUUUAUAUCUGAGAGACAAUUGACAAGUGCCUUUAUUCUGAAAUAAACCUAAU